This is a messenger RNA of Spizellomyces punctatus DAOM BR117, 888 nucleotides long. RefSeq lists its product as uncharacterized. The record is from RefSeq and is a predicted model, not a curated record. The transcript has a single exon. Lineage: Eukaryota; Fungi; Chytridiomycota; Chytridiomycetes; Spizellomycetales; Spizellomycetaceae. Bases 1 to 888 code for a protein of 295 amino acids.
AUGUAUCGCGAUGACCUUUCACCUUGUGCCUGUCAAGUAACCUUCAGCUUGGUCGAUGAUGCCUAUGCGGAAGUAUUUACGCUCUUCUCAUCUAAAGCUGCGCACACCUGGCGCCACAAUUUCCAUGUUACCCAGAAAUCUCCCAAAGUCGACUAUACCUUGGGUGAUAGAACCAUAACCAUAUCGCAGGACAAUUCAGCGCUUGGCCGCUUAGGUGUGACGGGUGUUGUUGUCUGGGAUAGCGCUGUGGUUCUGUCUAGGUUGUGUGAACGUGGAGUUUUCGACGUUCGCAACAGGGCCUGCCUUGAACUAGGUAGUGGGACAGGCCUAUUUGGGAUCGCACUGGUUACACUUGGUGCUCGCACUAUUGUGCUGACUGACAGGUUCGAUGAGCUGAAGCAUGCGGAGAAAAAUAUUCUGAAAAACAUAAAAGAGGCUGAAGAACGGGCCAGGAUCCAGUUGGUGGAAUAUGAGUGGGGUUCUGACACCAGGUCCAUCUUUCAGGCGCUUCGGUGCAAGGAGGAAGCUGGUGAUGAAGAAAUAGCAAAGCGAUCGACACAAUUUGACUACAUCUUUGCUAGUGAUUGUGUGUAUAACGAACACAUCGUUCCGUAUCUAGUCGAAACGUUCAAAAAAUUCUGUUCUGAGUCAAAUGGCGGAGGUUCGGUUCGCUGUGCAGCCAGCGAGGCCUCUGUCGUAGAAGCGCGAUUGUGGCCCGAAAAUACUACCCUAGUCGUAAUUGCGCAAGAGUUGCGAUCAGAUAGUGUCCACCUAGAGUUUCUCGAACAGAUGGUACAAUCAGGCUUUUGCAUGGCUCGAUUGGAAGGUAUCGGGGAUGUUGUGCAGAAUUCUGCGGUCUGUCUCUAUGUUGCAUGGUUGGAAACUUAG